Liolophura sinensis is the source of this 1826-nucleotide messenger RNA. RefSeq names its product NADH dehydrogenase (ubiquinone) complex I, assembly factor 6-like. Bases 199 to 1212 code for a protein of 337 amino acids. Gene Ontology annotation, cellular component: mitochondrion. NCBI's taxonomy places the organism in Eukaryota, Metazoa, Mollusca, Polyplacophora, Chitonida, Chitonidae. Gene Ontology annotation, biological process: mitochondrial respiratory chain complex I assembly; biosynthetic process. The transcript is spliced from 11 exons. The record is from RefSeq and is a predicted model, not a curated record.
CUUCCGGACGUCUGCUACAACUCGGCAACAUGAACUGGUUGUCUUCGUUGUAGUUUUGGAUUUGAAGGAGCUUAUGCUAAAUCCAUUGGCUUAAAGAAAGUCUCUCUGUUUUAAGUGUGUUUUUAGCCGCUUAGGUAUGUUCCUGUGUGAUGUAUUUGAGUGUUAAGAAAGUGUACAAGGGUUUCCAAGUAAAAGAAAAUGGCGUCAAGUGUACGCAGUGCGUUAGCAAACUUUUCUAACACACACUGUGUGACUUUAUCUGUCAGAGCGUGUGAUACAAACUGCAGUCGGAAAAAUGUCCACAGGAAAUUGCGAGAGUGUUUACUACGUGGACAACAGUGUAGAAGCGUUCACAGCUCGAAGCAGACUGUUCAAAGCACCUCUGCAUAUUGUGCAGAGUUAGUGAGAAAAUAUGACUAUGAAAAUUUUCUUGCGACUCUUCUUUACCCAAAGACAUACAGGUCAGCAGCUUUUGCAAUUAGGUCACUGAAUGUAGAAAUAGCUCAGGUACGAGAUGUUAUAACAGAUAAAAACAUUGGUGUCAUGAGAAUGCAGUUCUGGAAAGAAGCUAUUGAUUCUAUUUACCAGGGAACACCAAGGCAAACUCCUGUGUGUAUAGAAAUGGCUAAGGCUGUUGAAGAUCACAAGCUUUCCAAACAGUGGAUAACUCGUCUGAUUGAGAGCAGAACAGAGAAUCUAUCAGAUGCACCAUUCAGAAACAAGGAACACAUGGAGGCUUACUGCGAAAAUACUGUCUCAUCAGUCCUGUAUCUCCUUCUUCAGGCAGCAGGUGUAAAGAGCAUCCAUGCAGACCAUGCAGCCAGCCAUAUAGGUAAAGCCCAUGGCAUAGUGACACUGUUGAGAGCCACACCCUUUAAUGCCAAUAGAGAGAGGGUCUACCUACCUACAGAUGUUCUUCUACAGCAUUGUGUGUCUCAGCAGUCGUUUGUGCGAGGUUUGAAAGAUCAGCCUGUGAGGGAUGUGGUGUUUGAUAUCGCCAGCAUAGCUAAUCGUCAUUUAGAAACUGCUAGAUCGUUUAAGACUGAUGUACCGAGGGAAGCUUUGCCAGUGUUUUACAAUACAGUGAUGUGUGACCGGUAUUUGAAGAUGAUCCAGGCGGUAGAUUUUGAUGUGUUUCACCCAAGCCUUCAGCAGAGGAAUCAUCUUCUGCCUCUUCAUUUAUGGAUGAGGAAACUUAAACGGACAUACUGAUACAGUUGUGCAAUACCUGCUUUUGUGUGUUUAUUUAGGUUUUCCAUUUUCAGAGGUGACGUUGUGUUUCUGUUACGGCAACCAUAGGAGGUCUCACUCAUUAUAGACUUUACUCCUACAAUUUUGUCAGUGUGAACUUCUUGAGUUUCUAUUUGAAGUCAUAUAUUUCCCAACAGCAACAUCAUAAAUAUCAAUUUUUUUUUUUUCAUAACUAAGCAUACAUGUACAAAACCAGCUUUCAUUGUGAAACAUGCAUUAAACAAGUGUGAAGUUAUUCAGUUUAUUGAGUAACGAACUAUAUAGCACGAACUAAUAAUAUAAAGAAAUGCUGGUGGUAAUAAAAUAUUUAAUAUGCAGCAGAAAAGUAACAAACUUAGAAAACUUAGGACAUCGUGAUUGAUAAUACUUUGGAUAAAUUCUGUAUAAUAAACGAAUAAAAAGUCAGAAUGCUUUCAUUCAGUGCCAAAAAAAGUGUGCGUUUUUAUUAAAAUUUACAUGGGGAGUAAAAAAGGUGGGGUGGGGGAGGGGGUAACUUUAAUCAGUAUCUUCAAAAGGCCAUCACAUCCCUAACUGUUCUCCACAGAGUAUUUAUGUCUAUGAAAUAAGAUUUAUCC